AUGGCUACCCCCAGUGUCCUCGCCUUUGACGCUGAGGGCAGAGCCAUUGACUUUGACGUGUGGGUAGACGACCUACUGCUUUUCCUACAGUGCGACAGAGCUGACGGACUCUCUCUCUUUGAUCUCACUUCUGGUGCCUCUCCCGCCCCUGCUGCUACUGAGGAUGCCACUGUUCGCUCACAGUGGGCCACACGCGAUGCUGCUGCACAUCUUGCUGUGCGUUGCCACCUCCCUCCCGCUGAGCGUGCGCACUUUGGGUCGUACAAGAGUGCUAAGACCUUGUACGACGCCGUUAUCGCACGCUACUCCACCCCUGCCACUGCUGCACUGAGCCGCCUCAUGCUACCGUACCUCUUUCCCGACCUUGCUGCUUUUGCCACAGUCGCCGACCUCAUUACCCACCUGCGCACUAGUGACGCUCGCUUCCGCGCUGCACUUCCUGCUGAGGACGACCUACUCGCAGUCUGCUCCACCACUCUCACUGUCGAGAUCCUCGAGAAGUCCCUCCUCGCAGCAGAGAAGAGCAUUCUCGCUGUAGGGGCCUCUCGUGGUGACCCGCGCACCCCCAUCUUUGAGGGGUGUUCCCCCUCCCCUCUCCUGCCCUCUGUCGCCUCUGCUGCUACGGCCGACCUUGUUGGUUUUGAGUCGGUCGGAGCGGCGUCUGCCCCCAGCGGGAGACGUCGCUCUGGCAAGAGCAAGGGGGGCAGGGGCGGUGGUGGAGGUGGCGGGGGCGGUGGAGGCGGAGGUAGAGGCAGCGGCGGAGGUGAGGGUGGUAGCGGGAGUAGUGGCGGGAGUGGAGGUGUCGGCGGAGGCGGUGGAGGCGGGGGCGGCAGCGGCGGUGGUAGUGGGGGUGGAGGCGGAGGCGGCGGUGGCGGCGGCGACGGUGGGAGUGGCGGUGGCGGUGGAGGUGGUGGCGGCGGCGGCGGAGGAGGCGGCGGAGGUCGUGGCGCGCCGAGGAGGAGUGGCUCCGGUGGUGGUCAGCGCCAGCAGCAGCAGCGUGGUCAGGAGACCCUCUCCCCGCAGCAGCUCCGUGAGUGGUACUCUGCGCGUCAGCGGGGUGGGGGUACUGGUCCGUGCACUUACGUCCUGCGCACUGGCGACUAUGCGGGUGAGCAGUGUGGUGGUCCACACUCCACCCAGCGUUGCUUCGGCCGCCUGAGUGACGCUUGGCGCCGCCAGUUUCCUGACGCCUCUGAGAUCCCUCGCUGGGACCAGCUGUCUAGGGCUGGAGUAGCUAUCUUUGAUCUUGACUUUGAUGCUAUUCUUGCUGCUAUGUAUGCUGUGACUAUUAGUGAGGAGGGUGACUGUUACCGGUGUUUCCCGCCCGACCCGGGCAUUGGUACUGCGGCUCUAGGUGCUGUUGAGGCUGCUGCUCCAGGUGCUGGUGAGGCUGUUGCUCUACGUGCCAGUGAGUCUGAGUCCUCAGGUGCUGGUGAGUCUGCUCUCUCAGGUACUGUGUCGACUUCACCCUCUCUCACUUUCACUCUUGACUCCGGGGCGUCUCGCUCCUUCUUUCGAGACCGCACCACACUCACGCCGCUUAGUCGACCAGUGGCGGUCUCCUUGGCAGACCCCUCUGGGGGUCCUGUUCUGGCUCGCUACUCCACUGUCCUGCCGUGCCCUGCGGUCCCGUCUGGCGCCCUGUCCGGUCUCUACCUCCCCUCGUUCUCUACGAACUUGGUGGCGGGUGCUGACCUACAGGAUGCAGGGGUUGACCAGUUCACCCCUGCACGCCGACGAGUCACCCACUGCAUGGACGCGGACACGGGUCGACACCUGACCACAUUCACACGUGGUCCAGGGUCGAGCCUGUACACACUCACUGUUCCGUCUCCUCCUCCUGCGUCUGGUCAGGUAGCUGCGUCGGGUCAGGUGUUUGCUGCAGCGUCCAGGUCUGGUCCUGAGUCUGCCCCCUGCUCGUGUCGCCUCCUGUCCCACGAGACCCUCCUGUGGCACCACAGGAUGGGUCACCCCUCCCUGCCUCGUCUCCGGGGCAUGGUCUCUCGCCUUCUCGUCUCUGGCCUUCCCCGGUCCCUCCCUCCCCUUAAUCCGGGGCCUGGCCCUCCCUGUGUCCCCUGUGUCGAGGGUCGCCUGCGGGCUACCCCUCACUCCUCCCCGUUCCCUCCGACGGAGGCCCCGAUGCAAACGCUUCACAUGGACGUGUGGGGCCCAGCCCGCGUCCGUGGACAGGGUCACGAGCGCUACUUCCUGCUGGUGGUUGACGACUACACGCGUUACACCUUAGUCUUCCCCUUGCGCAGCAAGGGUGAGGUCACUGAGGUGUUGAUCGACUGGAUCCGCGCAGCUCGUCUCCAGCUCGGGAAGAGCUUCGGCUCAGACUUUCCUGUUUUCCGCCUGCACUCAGACAGAGGCGGAGAGUUCUCCUCCGGCCUUCUGCGAGCCUACUGUCGGGCACGAGGCAUCCGCCAGACCUUCACGCUUCUGCACUCUCCACAGCAGAAUGGGAUUGCUGAGCGCCGCAUCGGCAUUGUCAUGGACGUCGCCCGUACAUCAACCUUCACCCCAGGGUCUCUCGGCCCGCGAUGUCCCCAGUCUUGA
Messenger RNA from Closterium sp. NIES-65, 2559 nucleotides. NCBI's taxonomy places the organism in Eukaryota, Viridiplantae, Streptophyta, Zygnematophyceae, Desmidiales, Closteriaceae. The record is from the annotation of a GenBank genome assembly.